This is a messenger RNA of Macrosiphum euphorbiae (potato aphid), 1485 nucleotides long. The record is from the annotation of a GenBank genome assembly. NCBI's taxonomy places the organism in Eukaryota, Metazoa, Arthropoda, Insecta, Hemiptera, Aphididae.
AUGUCUAUGAACGGCAAAGAAACUUCAUUCACAUCAUCGGACGCCAGUAAUGAGAAAAUCACUGCUGCAAAAAUGCCCUAUAAGAGCUACAGACCUAGGUCUGUGUCUACAUGUUCAACAGAUUCAUGUAGUUCUGCAAGUUUAUCUGAAGAUGAUACUCCAGUUAGGUCUAAAAAACAACAAAAUAGUUCUGGAUUCAGUGAUUUUUGCAUUAAAGAUAUUAGGCUCAAAGACUUUGGAAGGCGUGAAAUUGAAUUUGCUGAACAAGAAAUGCCUGGUUUAAUGUCACUAAGGAAACAAGUGAUGGAAGAUAAGCCAUUACGGGGAGCCAAAAUUAUUGGAUGUACACCUAUCACUGCACCAACUGCUGUAUUAAUUGAAACAUUGGGUUCUCUAGGCGCUGAAUUGAGAUGGAGUGCUUGCAAUAUUUAUUCAACUCAGAAUGAAGUUGGUGCUGCUUUAGCGGAAGCAGGAUUUCCAAUAUUUGCAUGGCGAGGUGAAUCUGUUGAUGAUUUUUGGUGGUGUAUUGAAAAAUGUUUUGAAGGCAAGAAUUGGAAACCUAACAUGAUUUUAGAUGAUGGAGGAGAUGCAACUAAUUUUUGUCAAGCAAAAUAUCCUAGUAUUUUUAAAAAUUUAAUUGGAAUAGUUGAAGAGAGCACAACUGGUAUUCAUCGAUUAUACAAAUUGUUGAAAGCGGAAAAACUUUUAAUGCCAGCUAUUAAUAUCAAUAAUUGUGUGACAAAAACUAAAUUUGAUAACCGUUAUAGUUGUAGGGAAUCUGUGAUUGUAAGCUUAAAAAAAUGUACUGAUUUGAUGUUUGGUGCAAAACAAAUUGUAUUAUGUGGUUAUGGAGAAGUGGGAAAAGGAUGUUGUCAAUCUUUAAAGGGACUUGGUUGUAUAGUAUAUGUCACAGAAAUUGAUCCAAUAUGUGCUUUGCAAGCAUGCAUGGAUGGAUUUAAAGUUGUUAAGCUUAGUGAAGUAAUUCGGCAAGUGGAUAUUGUUAUCACAGCUACUGGUAAUAAAAAUGUAGUUAUUCGAGAACACAUGGAUAAAAUGAAGUCUGGUUGUAUUGUGUGUUGUAUGAGUUAUUGCCAUAAUGAAAUUGAUGUGGCUGCAUUACGCACACCAGAGCUAAAAUGGGAAAAGGUACGUUCACAAGUAGAUCACAUCCGCUGGCCUGAUGGAAAAACCAUGAUUUUACUUGCUGGUGGUCAUCAUGUAAAUUAUACGUGUUCUAGCAUUCCUUCAUUUGUCACUUCUAUAACCGGUACAACCCAGAUACUUGCGUUAAUGGAACUAUUUAAUGCUCCAAUUGGUCGUUACAAGAGUGAUGUAUAUUUAUUACCAAAAAAAAUGGAUGAGUAUGUGGCAAGUCUUCACCUAGCUACAUUUGACGCUCAUCUUACUGAACUUAGUGAGGAACAAGCCAAGUAUAUGGGAUUACCAAAAAAUGGUCCGUUUAAACCAAAUCACUAUAGAUAUUAA